AUGGCUUUCUUUGAGUUCAGCGACCGUUUGGAAGCAGUCAUGAAGAAAGCCUACAUCUACAGAUUGUUGUAUUCUCUCCACAUCAACGCCUGUCUGUUCUAUUGGGGUUCUGACUAUGAGGGGCUGGGGUCCACUAAGUGGGUCUACGACGGCAGAGGGAACAGUUAUAUCCGGUGUUACUACUUUGCUGUAAAGACCGUGAUCACAAUCGGUGGUCUCCCGGACCCCACCAACGUGUUCGAGAUCACAUUCCAGCUCGUCAACUACUUUGUUGGUGUCUUUGCUUUCUCCAUCAGGAUGGGUCAGAUGAGAGAUGUGGCGGGGGCUGCCACAGCAGGACAGAACUACUACCGGGCCUGCAUGGACAACACCAUCAAGUACAUGACCUCCUACCACAUCCCCAAAGAGGUCCAGAACCGAGUGAAGACCUGGCACGACUACACCUGGAAGAUACAGGGCAUGCUGGAGGAGCAGGAGCUGUUGAUCCAGCUGCCAGAUAAGAUGAGGGUGGACAUGGCUGUGGAUGUUCACUACUACAUUGUCAAUAAAGUGGCCCUGUUUCAGGGCUGUGACAGACAGAUGAUAUUUGACAUGUUGAUGAGGCUCGAGUCUGUGGCAUACCUGCCUGGGGACUUUGUCUGUAAAAAGUGUGGGCAGGGUGAGAUCGGCAAGGAGAUGUAUAUCAUCAAGCAGGGGGCGGUUCAGGUGGUGGGAGGACCUGAUUUGAAAACUGUGUUUGUAACAAUCAGGGCCGGCUCUGUGUUUGGAGAAAUCAGGAAAAUGCUGACUAAGAAUAAGAAGCCAGAGGAAAAGGCAGAGGUGAAGGAGACUGCCGAGAUUAUCCCAGACAGGCCAGAGACCCCCAAGCUGUUGAAAGCAGCCCUGGUGGUUACAGAGCAGGCAGGCAUUAAGGGCACCUUUGCCAAGCUGAAAGAGGGCUACAAACCUACUGAGACUGAGUCCUCUGGACUCCACAUACCUCCUCCCUCCCCGAUGGUGUACCGUCGCUCCCCCAUCCCCCCUACACAUCUUCGCGUCGAGGAUGACGAAAAUGUGGUUUCCCGAGACGACCGACAGCAUGAUGCUCAUCCUCAUGACAUGCCGUCACAAAAGCGAGGAGCUCCUGUCCAUUAAGCAGAAAACUGGAGAGGAAGAGGAGGAGAUUGAGAAGAAAUAGGAGACUGAAAAGGAAAUAGACAGAAAGAGAAGGGGAAGAAAUGUUGUGGUCCUCCACUACUUUUCUAUGCUCUUCUUGGUAUAUAUUGACAUUGAGACUUCAGACCGAAAUGGUUAAAAAAAACAUUCUCUCUCUAUUGCCGCGUUCACUUCAUGUUAGAAACUGGACCUCCGAGACAAAAUUAACUUAAGUUAUUUGCAUAGAGCUUCCCAUUGGUGGGAAACUCGGGUACCAUCUUUUUUAUAAUGAGUAAGCAAGGUACCAUCUUUUUUAUAAUGAGUAAGCAAGUCGGAAAUUUUGGAGUUUCCGACAAGACGUGAACAUGACAUAUGUCCCCCUCGGAAAAGUUCCCUUUACAGAUUUAUCCUUUAAUAUUCUGGGAUAUUCUGUGUACCCCUUCUGUCCCUCACUCCCUCAU
This is a messenger RNA of Oncorhynchus gorbuscha (pink salmon), 1595 nucleotides long. Its product is annotated as cyclic nucleotide-gated cation channel beta-1-like. Lineage: Eukaryota; Metazoa; Chordata; Actinopteri; Salmoniformes; Salmonidae. The transcript is spliced from 9 exons. Gene Ontology annotation, biological process: monoatomic cation transmembrane transport; retina homeostasis. Gene Ontology annotation, cellular component: plasma membrane; intracellular cyclic nucleotide activated cation channel complex; photoreceptor outer segment. The coding region runs from base 1 to 1134 and encodes 377 amino acids. Gene Ontology annotation, molecular function: cGMP binding; protein-containing complex binding; intracellularly cGMP-activated cation channel activity. The record is from RefSeq and is a predicted model, not a curated record.